AUGGCGCUGUUCCGGAGGCUCUUCUACCGGAAGCCGCCGGAUCGGCUCCUCGAGAUCGCCGACCGCGUCUACGUAUUUGAUUGCUGCUUCUCGACAGAAACCAUGGACCAAUACAGAUACAAGAAUUACCUGGACAGCAUUAUUUUGCAGCUCCGUGAACAGUUUGCAGAUUCUUCAUUGAUGGUUCUCAACUUCAGAGAUGAAGGAAAAAGUCUUAUUUCAGGCAUUUUCUCCAAGUACAAUAUUACAGCCAAAGACUACCCUUGCAAGUAUCUAGGAUGCCCGUUACUUCCUUUGGAUAUCAUUCUCCACUUCCUGAGGCUGAGUGAAAGGUGGCUUAUGCUUGAAGGGCAGCAAAAUAUUCUGCUAAUGCACUGUGAGAAAGAUGGAUGGCCAGUUUUGGCAUUUAUGCUUGCAGGUCUUCUUCUGUACAGGAAACAAUAUAAUGGGGAGCAAAGAACUCUAGAUAUGGUGUACAAGCAAGCCCCUAAGGAGCUUCUUCAGAUGCUAACCACAUUGAAUCCACAACCGUCUCAUCUUCGAUAUCUUGGGUACAUAUGCAGAAUGGAUGAUGACAUAGGGUGGCCUACACAACCUAUUCCUUUCACCUUAGAUUGUGUAAUUCUUAGAGAAAUUCCAAAUUUUGAUGGAGUCGGUGGUUGUCGGCCAAUUGUUCGAGUAUAUGGGCAGGAUAUUCCAACAACUGACAAAAGUCAUGGUGUCUUUUCACCACCAUCAAAGGCCAAAAAACAUAUUAGGCGUUACAGACAGGCAGAUAAUGCGCCAGCGAAGUUAAAUGUUGGAUCCUGCGUCCAAGGUGAUGUUGUCCUUGAAUGUCUGCAUGUGGAUGAUGGCCGAGGAAAUGAAAGGUUAAUGUUUAGGGUGAUGUUCAAUACCUUUUUCAUCCAGUCUCACAUUUUAAUGUUGAACUUUGAGGACAUCGAUGUCCCCUGGGAUGCCGAUCACCAGUUCACAAAGAACUUCAAAGCAGAGGUACUCUUUUCAGAGUUUGAUGCUGAGUCUGAUACAUCCACUGAAGUAGCACCUGAUUAUGAUUAUGAUGAUGAUAUGGAUGUUGCCUCUGCUGACGAGUUCUUUGAAGCAGAAGAACUCUUCAGUAAUGCUGAUUCCCAAGAAGGAAAUAAGGAUGCUGAUACUCUUUCUAUAGCCUCAACAGAUUAUACUUCAACUCCAAGUGCCGAACGUUGGAAAAACUCACCAUUUUCCGACUUUGAGCUGAAUAUUGGCAUUGAUGGAUCGCGAGACAAUAAAGCCGAUAACUUGGGCUUGUUGUUAGAAACAGUAAAUGAUGGAAAGACAUGCACAUCCACUGAAGCCAAUACUAUGCUCAACAAUGAAACUGCAGUUGUUAAGUCAACUUUGGCAGCUACAAUAGAUGGAGACGCAGAUAGCGGCAUUUCAAGUUCUUCUACUUAUAAAGAGGAUGGUUUGUUUGAAAAGGGUAGUUCCAAGCAGGAUAUAAGGAUGGGUUCCAAUCAAGACUUGGGUCAGAUUGAUAAUGUGUUGGUUAAGGAGGUGAUUAUAUUAGAAACUAAUAGUCCUAAUGACAUACAGAUGAUCAAAGAGGUCAUCAUAUCUGAAGUUACAACUCCCAAACAGGUAGUAGACGGGAAUAUGAUGGAAACUGAAUUAGAUGAGACAGUCCACGAUUCAGAAAGCAUUGCAUUGGCAGAAGCUGAGGAUACAAAACAACUCAAUAUUUUUUGCAAACAGGACGAGGGACACAGUGUGCGAGAUGAAUAUGCUGCUCAUGGCAAUGGCAUAGUGAUUGAACAAGAAGAAAGCAGCAACGAAGAAAAACUUACCAUCAGAGACACAAAUUCAGAAGUGACUGAACCCACAGAUGAGAAUAAUGGGUUGGAGCUUCCAUUAUCAGGGAUACCACAUGUGCACUGUUCAAGCACUUCUUCGGGACUAAGUUUUGCCAAGGAAAAUAUUGAUCAGCUUCAUGCUUGCAGUAGUAAUGGCACUGCAGAACAAAGGGCGGGAAUUGACUCCAGGAGCCACUCUUCUAAUAUCUCUUGUGUGAACAUUCUACCAGAAGAAUCUAGCUUGACAAUAAACCAUGCUUCAACUUCCAUGAAUGCAAAUACAGAUACAACCGAUUCAUCUCGAUUGGUGCUAAAGAAAAAACCUUUUCAACCAUUGUUGACAUCUAGUCUUUUUGCUCCAUCAUCUCCCAGGCGCAAUCUGCUUCGUGCUGCAUCCACAGAUUUGUCCUUUUUUCCUCCAUCACAAACAGAAUCUAAACAGAACUCUGUUACUUCUACAAGCGGAAGGGAUGAUCCAGCUACAUCUUCUGUGCUUCCACCAUCUCAACGCUACACAACCCUGGGAUCAUCAUCCAAAAUUUCUCUAGUACAUCCUCCUCUACGACCGAUAAGAACGGUUUCAUCUCUACCUUCAUUAUCAUUUGAUGCAUAUAUAGAGAUGUCAAUGUAUUCUUCAAGAUCGCCCAAACACCAAGAGCAUGCUAAACCUCCCUCAAUACCACCACAUCGAUAUCUUCACCCACCAAUGACAGAGGAAAAUGAUCUACAUUCAGGUAGUCUAACUUUGCCUGCUUCUAACAAAUAUGCCCCUCAACCCCCAUACCCACCUCCACUGCCACCUCAACAUGAUUCUUGCACCCAAAGUUGUUCGAGCACCCUAAUAUCUGAACAUGAGCAAAUAAGAGCUGAUGGGUCUUGUUCCUUUAGUCCAGGUUGUAGACAAACUGUUCUCAACUUAAGCGAUUCCUCGGUAACUUCACCCUCUAAAAGUAGUAUAGCUGCAACAGAAUGUCCCUUAGGAGCCUCUGAUUUCGUAGAUGAGAAAGUAACAUGUAGACCUAAUAUAGUAACUGGCAUGGAUUUCCCAAUUACUAAUGAAGAUACAAAUUCCCUGUUGCACAUGUUGACUUGUUCUUCACCUCCCAAAACAUUACAACAUGGUGAACCACUACCGCCACCGCCACCUUUGCCUCCAGUACCACCACCAUCACAAUUACCACUGCCAACUAUAUGCAGUGACAGUGGAUCAGUUCCACUGGUAUACUCAAAUCCAUCUUCAGAUUGUCCAUAUAAAGAACCAGCAAUGCUACCAGAACACAAAUCUGCUGUUCCAUCUACUUCUCUCGAAGGACAUGAAGCAAGUGAAGUUCGAUUGCUGCAAUCUGAUAUUACUGUUGAGUUAUCUUCAUCAGAACAUUCUGAGUAUACAGUUCAGCAUGUGUUUGGAAGCAGUGAAGAUACAAUUUCAAAUAUCUCAUCCUCUAUACCCGCAGCACCUCCAUAUCCAACGUUUCAUAUUGUAACAGAUAAUUCCUCAGGUUCAAUAUCUGCAGAGCAAGUAAUUUGUGAGCAGCCUUUAGAUCAAACGACAUUAUCCAUUCAUUUGAGGCCAUUCAAGGUGGAGAUAUCACAAAAUGAAAUAAUCAACAGAGUCUUGGCCUCUAUAACUGAUGAUAAAGAACAUGGAGGCAUUACAAUUCCACCGUCGCCACAAAAGUUGCCUCAGCCUAGAGAACAUAUGAAACCUCCAUCUCCACCACGACCACCACCUUGUCAUGCAACACUUGUACCUUCUUUGUGCUUAUCUUCAAAUCCACCUUCUCCAAGAGAACGUUAUGAAAAUCCACCUUCUGCUUCACCUCCACCUUUUCCUAGGGAAUCAUUUGUUGCUCUACCUCCACCUCCAGCUCCACUCCCUAAUCAUCCAUCUCUUCCUGGAAAACAUAUUAAUCCAUCUCCACCUCCACCUCCUCCACCUAGAGAAAAUGAAGCACUUUGUCCUUUGGUUCUACUUUCACCUACAAGACAUGUUAUACCUCCACCACCAACUUUACAUCAUAUAGCAAUCCAACCUACCCUUUCAGAGGACAUUGUAAUAGUUUCACCUUCGCAUUCAACAGCGGUUAAUAUAAUUCCAUUGCCACCACCUCCUCCUAGAAUGAAUGAAAUUUUGCCUCAACCUCUUGUGGGUGGACAAUCGACAUUGCCAGCUUCUCUUCUUGAAGUUACUAAAGAAAUCCCACCUCCUCCUAUCCUUCCCCCUGAGGGACAAAGGGGAUCUCCAUUGUCUACUCUUUGUGGAGGAAUUGUGAAUAUUCCAUUACCUCCACCUCCACUUCCUGGAGGACAUGGAGAAGUUCCACUAUCAACUCCUCCUAGAGGAUGUGGGGCCAUUCCACCUCCACCACCCUUUACUAAAGGGCUAGGAGGAAUUACAUUGCCAAUUGGAUUUCACAGUGGAGAUUUGUCAUUCCUCCAACCUACCAGAAAAUCUGAAAGUCCUUCAUGCCUGCCACCUCCACCGCCACCGCCACCACUAUCUUCCAAUGGACACAUAGGAGAUCCUCCUCCUCCUCCACCACCACCACCACCUAUGAGUGUAUUUGUAGAGGCUCCGAUCCCGCUGCCACCUCAAACAGGAUGCAGAGGGGCUCCACCACCGCCACCACCUCCUGGAGGACAUGUAGGGCCUCCACCACCACCGCCACCUCUUGGAGGAUAUGCAGAAGCUCUAAUGCAACCACCACCUCCUGGAGGAUGUGUAGGGGAUCCACCACCACCGCCACCUCCCGGAGGAUAUGCAGGAGCUCCACCGCCGCCACCACCUCCUGGAGGAUACAUAGGAGCUCCACCACCACCGCCUCCAUAUGGAGGAAUUGGAGGAGCUCCUCCUCCUCCACCACCCUUUGGAGGACUAGGAGGAACUCCACCGCCUCCACCUCCAGCAGGGUUUCGAGGUGGAGCUCCAGCACCACCUCCUCCUGGAGGUCAUGGAGGUCUGCCACCUCCUCCUAGAGGACAUGGAGGAGUAGGUGGCCCCCCUCCCCCUCCUGGUGCACCUUCUCCUCCAAUGCCUCCUGGAAUGCCUGGUGGCCCCCCUCCUCCUCCAGGUGGAAGAGGGAUGCCUACUCCACCCAGUGGAAGAGGACAUGGCCUUGCUCGCUCAUUAGGCCCGACAUUACAAAGUGCAGUACGAAGGUCAUCUCUAAAACCAUUACAUUGGGUCAAAGUAACAAGGGCAAUGCAAGGAAGCUUGUGGGCAGAGCUACAAAAACAAGUGGACGCUAAUAGCCGUGCUGAAUUUGAUGUAAAUGAACUGGAGUCUCUGUUUACUAUUGCUCCAAAGACAAAAGCUGGCUCAAAAUCAGAAGGCCGUGGAAAAUCUCUUGGAACAAAAUCUGAUAAAGUUCAACUGAUCGAUCUAAGACGGGCCAAUAACACAGAGAUCAUGUUGACAAAAAUCAAAAUGCCGCUCCCUGAUAUGAUGAGUGCUGCUCUAGCUUUGGAUGAUUCAGUUUUGGAUGCUGAUCAGAUUGAAAAUCUCAUAAAAUUUUGCCCAACAAAAGAGGAGAUGGAACUUCUAAAGAACUACAGUGGGGACAAGGAAGCUCUUGGAAAGUGUGAGCAUUUCUUUCUAGAGUUAAUGAAGGUGCCAAGGGUUGAAUCUAAGCUUAAGAUAUUUGCUUUCAAGAUUCAAUUUCAGUCUCAGAUUAGGGAUGUUAGAAAGAAUUUGCAGACUGUGUCAUCUGCUUGUGAGGAGCUCAGAAGCUCUGAGAAGUUGAAGGUUAUCAUGAAGAACAUUCUGUUAAUUGGGAAUACAUUAAAUCAAGGCACACCAAGAGGCCAGGCUGUUGGUUUUCGCUUGGACAGCCUCCUAAAACUUAUAGAGACCCGUGCCACUAGUGGUAGAAUGACAUUAAUGCACUUUCUAUGUAAGUCCCUUGCAGAGAAGUCACCGGAAGUAAUGGAUUUUCAUGAGGAUCUUGUCAACUUGGAAGCUUCUUCAAAGUUGCAACUGAAAGCAUUGGCGGAGGAGCAGCUGGCAGUCGUAAAGGGGCUGGAGAAAGUUGAACAGGAGCUAACUGCUUCAGAAAGUGAUGGGCCGGUUUCUGAUGUUUUCCGUAAGACUUUGAAGGAGUUCAUUGAUUGUUCCAGUGCUGAUGUACGCUCCCUAUCUUCAUUCUAUUCUGAAGUAGGUAAAAGCGCAGAUGCACUUGCUCUUUAUUUUGGAGAAGACCCUGCAAAAUUUCCUUUUGAGCAAGGUAAUAUUCAUGCCAAUAGAUCCAUGGAAAUGGUUUACCUUAGGUGCGAAAGGAUAUUUUUCAUGGAUGGAAAUGGUUUUCUUCCAUUUUUAACUGCAUCCAUGGAAAUGGUUUUUAUUCCAUUUACUAUGGGUUGCUACAACUCUUCUGACCUUUGUGGGGUUGUUUGGAAAGCUCAUGAUGAGAACCUCAAGCAAAUUGAGGCUGAGAAGAAGAAAGCCCAGAAAGAAGCUGAAAAAGAGGCAAACCAGGACAAAACUCCUGUAAAAUCAAAAAAUGGGAAUGCAGAUAAAUCACCAAGAUCACCAUCAACCUUCAAAUGA
This is a messenger RNA of Miscanthus lutarioriparius, 6378 nucleotides long. The record is from the annotation of a GenBank genome assembly. Lineage: Eukaryota; Viridiplantae; Streptophyta; Magnoliopsida; Poales; Poaceae.